CGAUGCAGCACUGCAGCUGCCGGCUGCCGCAGCCCGCUCCUAUGGUUGGCGCCUUGGCGGGCACAGGAGGAGUACAGGACAACCUGUUGACCGCUCACUGCGUCACUGACCCCUCUACACGCACCACCGUCCAUCACGAGCUCCCAUGUCCAAGCUCUCCUCAGCUCAGCUCCUCCUAUAAGUCGGCGCAUGAUUGCAUCGCUCCCUCUACAAAGUCCAAUCAAAUCAAGAACGAGACGCUGGGCGGCUAUAGCCAUCUCUCCUGUCUUCUGAUCUUGCUAGCCGUCUCUACCUUUCCGCAAUGGCGGCUCAUCUGCUGCUCUCGGUGUCUCUCCUUCUGAGCUCACUCACCGGGGCGGUGUCCACGACGUUCACGCUGACGAACUCCUGCGGCUACACGGUGUGGCCGGGGCUCCUGUCGAGCGCGGGGUCGCCGCCGCUCUCCACCACGGGCUUCGCGCUGGCGGCGGGGGAGUCCCGCUCCGUGGACGCGCCCCCGGCGUGGUCGGGCCGCAUCUGGGGCCGCACGCUCUGCGCCGCGGAUCCGGGCUCCGGCCGCUUCUCCUGCGCCACGGGCGAGUGCGGGUCCGGCGCGGUGGAGUGCGCGGGCGGCGGCGCCGCGCCGCCCACCACGCUCGCCGAGUUCACCCUCAACGGCGCCGGCGGGAUCGACUUCUACGACGUGAGCCUCGUCGACGGCUCGAACCUGCCGAUGGUGGUGGUGCCGCAGGGCGGCUCCGGGGCCACCUGCGGCGCCACGGGGUGCCUGGUGGACCUGAAUGGGCCGUGCCCCGCCGACCUGAAGGUGGCGGGCCCCGACGGCGCCGGCAUCGCCUGCAAGAGCGCGUGCGGCGCGUACGGGCGGCCCCAGGACUGCUGCAGCGGCGACUACGGCACCCCGGCGACGUGCCAGCCGUCGGACAGCUCGCAGUUCUUCAAGAACGCGUGCCCGCGCGCCUACAGCUACGCCUACGACGACGCCACCUCGACCUUCACCUGCACGUCUGGCACCGUCAGUUACCUCAUCACGUUCUGCCCUAGCAUGUCCAGCCUCAAGUCGUCCGUGAGCAGCAGCGGCGCCGGCGCCAGCACGAACCCGUCAUCCGGCGGCCCGGGCCUGCCCCUGAUCAACGACACGGUCUCCUUCGCCGGGCGGGGCGACGGGUACUCCUCGUACCCCUACGCGUCCGCGUCCGCGUCGGCGCCGUCGCUGUCGGCCCCAGGCCCCCUCGCGCUCGUCGCGGCCGCCGCGCUCACAUGGCUCUGCGCCGCCCCGCGCCACCGGCUACGGUUGUAGAGCGAGCGACCGCCCCCACGCCGCCACGCGCAUGGGCCGUGGCACCGGGCGCGGUCGCUGCUGCUCCCCCGCGUCCAGGGGUGGUAGGGAGGCAGCGGCCAGCAGGCACGGCAGCCCUCGUGGAGCCGCGUGGCCGCCCAUGCGUCGGCCAUGUGCCGGCCGGCCCAGACGUUUUGACCUCGGGCCGUAGUGCUAAUUGUAUAGAGAGAGACUAAAAUCAUUGUGGAUCGGAGAGGGGUAGUAUGAUUUUUGCAAGCGAAGCAAGGUGGUCUCGGUACAGAGCUUGAUAUUGUUUAAUUAGGAUGGAGGGAGUACCCUCAAGAUCGAGAACUGAGAUUCCUUUUCGAGAUGGGUGAAUACACAGCAGAACAGAACA
Molecule: messenger RNA, 1673 nt
Organism: Setaria italica (foxtail millet)
Lineage: Eukaryota; Viridiplantae; Streptophyta; Magnoliopsida; Poales; Poaceae
Product: thaumatin-like protein 1
Exons: 3
Coding region: 302-1297 (331 amino acids)
Biological process (GO): defense response
Cellular component (GO): extracellular region
Source: RefSeq, a predicted model, not a curated record